AUGAGCGACAAUAUUGCACUCUCGUUGGAUCAGUUCAUUACGAAUAAGAAGGCAGAGAGGAAGAAGAAGGCUGCACCACCCGCUGCCCCAAAGGCUGCACUAUCAAAGAACAAGUUGGCCAAGACAAAGUCAAAGGCAAAGCCUGUAAAGACACCAGCAAAGCCUGUCAAGCAAACAAAUACUUCAGCAAAGACAACAACAACGACAACAAAGAACAAUGGUAGAGAUGAGGCAUCAAGCAGCAAGGAUUCAUCAUCGACAGUGCCAAAUCUAAAGAUAACGAUCGAGAAUACAACGGCCAAACCAAAGGCUGCUGCGACCAAGCUGAUAGGAAAGGUUCAUCCCAAGGAGCUCAAGAUCACAACAGAGAACGACUUUUACAAGCCAAGCUUGACAUUGCCAACGAGGCCAGUGUCAUCGUUGCGAGAUGGACGCGCCCCGCUCAGGGGCUCAUCGUUGCUCAGCCGAUUGAGGACUAGACGUGACGACCUGGACAUGAGUCCGAUCAGAACCACCACUCGCUACGAUCGCGACGACUAUAUUGACGAUCGCUACGAACAAGAUGACGACAUCAUGGACGAUAACAUUGUCGACGACGACGACUACAGAUACAGCAGUGGCAGAGGCGGUGGCAGAGGCAGUGGCAGUGGCAGAGGCAGCACGAUCAUUGGUGGUGGCGGCAGUCCUAUCAGAGUUGGUAGCGGCCUCAGAGGAAUCAGAGGCAGUGGCAUCAGAGGCAGACAAACCCUAUCACUUCGCAGCAGUGGCGGUGGCAUGCCUCGCGGACACAUGUCGUCGCAUCGCGAUGACUACGUCGACGAGGAGGGCCACAGCUCUCUACUGAGAAGUCGCAAUCCACAUCACGAUAUCAAUCGAAUCAGAACUGGUACACACGAGACUGGACGCAACCUUAAACUCUUCACAGGCACCCGAUUGAGGGUAUACAACCUCCACUUUAACAUAUCAGAGGAUGACCUAAAGGCUAUAUUCGUCAGAGCAGGUGAAAUCAAGUCAGUUAGGAUCAAUUUCGAUAACAGUGGACGAUCAAAUGGAACAGCCUACGUGAUAUUCUACAACAAGGGCGAUGCAGACAUUGCUGUCAAGACCUUUAACAAUGCACAGUUGGAUGGUAAAAUGCUCAAGGUUGAGUACGACAAUGACAAUCGUGAUAUGUAG
Molecule: messenger RNA, 1176 nt
Organism: Acytostelium subglobosum LB1
Lineage: Eukaryota; Evosea; Eumycetozoa; Acytosteliales; Acytosteliaceae
Exons: 3
Coding region: 1-1176 (391 amino acids)
Biological process (GO): mRNA export from nucleus
Cellular component (GO): nucleus
Molecular function (GO): mRNA binding
Source: RefSeq, a predicted model, not a curated record